Messenger RNA from Funneliformis geosporum, 405 nucleotides. The record is from the annotation of a GenBank genome assembly. NCBI's taxonomy places the organism in Eukaryota, Fungi, Glomeromycota, Glomeromycetes, Glomerales, Glomeraceae.
AUGACUUUAGAAAAAAUGUUUUCUUCGUUGCAGCAGGUAAUUUCCUUGAUAGUGAAAAAAGCAGAUAGAGAUUGUCCAUUAUUAGGACUUGAGUUGUUCUUGACCUUGGAAGAAAUCUACGAAGAAGAUUCGAUCCCGUAUCAAGUGGUCGUGGUCCUUAAUACGUUUUUUAUCGAUAAUCAUCCAUUCUUUUCGAUCCCGUUGCAAGUGGUCAUGAUUCUUGGAGGAAAACUAUCCGUUCUUAUCGAUCCCAUUGCAAAUGGUCGUGAUUCUUGGAAGAAAAUUCGCUGUUAUCGAUCCCGCCGUGAUCCUUUGAAGAAGAUAUCCGGUUUAUCGAUCCCGUUGCAAAUGGUCGUGAAUUUUGGAAGAAAAAGUCGGUUUUAUCGUUCCCGUCGUGAUCUUUGA